GAAGCUUCUAUGUGGAGAGGGAACUUGAGAAAGAACAUGUACGCCGACUGAUGGGGACAUAUGUGGAAUCCCUGCAUGUGCAUGAUGUCUUGGUACGUGCUAUUAUGCCUCAUGAAUGUUGUUGGCACAAGCUAAGAUGGUGCUGCGUGGAGAGGUGCCCAAAAGUGGAUACCGUUUUCCCACGGAACUCAUUCUCAUUUACUGCAUUGGAGACCUUAUGCGUGUCAGAUCUCGUAAUGGCCCGCUGGAUUUUGAAUAAAGGUUCACACUUAAAUCAAUAUGGUGAAUGUGAUAUCAGUUCCUUCCAAAAUUUACAGCACCUUCAGCUGCAUUCAUGCCCCAGCCUCCAGUUCGUGCUCCCGUUAUGGGUCUCCUCCUUCCCCUUCUUGGAGACCAUCCACAUCAUCCACUGCGGUGACCUCAGCCACGUCUUCAUACUGGACGAAGAGUACCCUGAAGAAAUAACUACCCAUGGUGUACCAUUCCCGAAACUGACCACCAUCCACCUGCACGACCUCCCGAAGCUGCAACAGAUAUGCGAGGUCAAGAUGGUGGCCCCUGCGCUCAAGAGCCUCAAGAUCAGGGGAUGCUGGAGCCUGCGCCGGCUGCCAUCCGUGGGGGCCCGUGGCCAUGGCAGGAAGAAGCCGACCGUCGAGAUGGAGAAGGACGUGUGGGACGCUCUGGAGUGGGACGCGGACCACCGCCCCGAGCACUUCGAGGCGCCGAUCCACUCACGCUACUACAAGGAGAAACUGCCCAGGGUCUCCGUCCUCAGGUGAACUCCGCACUGUGGUGUUUCCCCUGUCACUACGUGAAAGUGAUGGACACUGCUGCUGCUGGAUCAUGCGUUUGGUUUGGUUUGUGUGCCUGCUUGGAUUGGUAUUGGCCUUAUUAGGUGCGAGCUUAUGGUGGCUCUCACCGUUUAUUAUAUUGUGAAUUUCAAAUAAGAGACGGACGGGUUUGUGCCUGCCUACACAGACCUGGACCGUGCGUGUGCGUGUCGUUUGAGAUUGGAGCGGCUUUUUGCUGUGGACGCCUGCGUGCAUCCACCAGACUGCAUUUGUGUGUGUGUGUGUGGCUUUGAUGAAUGCUUGGUAUGCGUGUGUGCGUGUGGGGAAUUGUAACAGCUACCUGUGUGUGCCUGCGUGCAUCUACAAGGCUAGCUCGGCUGAACUGAACCAAGACACAGCUCGGCUGCUUGUGUGU
Messenger RNA from Triticum dicoccoides, 1206 nucleotides. RefSeq names its product probable disease resistance protein At5g47260. The transcript has 2 exons. The coding region runs from base 51 to 779 and encodes 242 amino acids. Lineage: Eukaryota; Viridiplantae; Streptophyta; Magnoliopsida; Poales; Poaceae. The record is from RefSeq and is a predicted model, not a curated record.